AUGGACGCCGCCAACACGCACACCCUUGGAGGUCGACCCAGUAGCUGCGGUGGCGGUGUUGGAGGAGGAGGAGGCGGCGGAGGCGGAGUAGGUGGUGGUGGUUCAGGAAUGCCAGGAGCAGGGGCCGGCAGUUCAAGUCCGCAGCAAUUCUGCCUUCGAUGGCAUAACCAUCAGGCGAGUCUGCUGAGUUCGCUACCGAUACUACUCGAUCAGUCGCACCUAACGGAUGUAACGCUAAUGGCGGACGGGCAGAAGAUUAAGGCGCAUCGGGUCGUGCUGAGCGCGUGCAGUACGUUCUUCUCCGAGCUGUUUCGCACACUGGACGGAGCGCAAUAUCCGGUGGUGGUUCUACCCGGUGCCUCCUACCACGCCGUGGCUGCGCUGAUCACCUUCAUGUACUCUGGCGAGGUGAACGUGUACGAGGCUCAGAUAUCGGUGCUACUCUCGCUGGCCGAGACACUGGGCAUCAAGGGUUUGGCCGAUUUCAAUGGGAACCCUAACAAAUCAACAACACCAUCCACCGAAGCGUCCUCUUCAAGGGAUUCCGACGUACCGUCCCCAUAUCACACGAUGAAAGUGUCCUCACCCGUCGACAGCUUCUUCCCGCGGACGCCGUACCACUUUGGGUCACAAAUCUUUCCGCAAGCCCUCAACCUAGCCACCAAUUCUGGAGCGUCCAAUAGCCCGCAAUCGUCGGCAGCUAACAAUGGAAGCUCCAGUGGUAUUCUUCCCGGAAAUGAUAGUAACGGGCAUGCCGGUGGAAGUAACUCCGUUGCCAGAAAUCACGCCACAUCGAAGACAACAACACCGAUCCAUAUGUACGCUCGGUAUGACCCCGAUCGGAAUGAACCACUAUCGACGGAGACUCUCUGGAAGAUGAACGAACUGAGCCGACUGGCGGAAGAUGCGAUGAUGAAGGAAAAACAACAUCAUCCUCCGCACCGUUCGGGUACGCCGCUUCGUCUGGCGCAACAUCAACACGCACUAGCACCGCCCGCCAUCUUCGGUAACGCUGGUAACGCUAGUGACGGUUCCAGGGACUGUAAGCUAGCCAAUGGCCCGCUACUGCUCGGCAUGAAGUUGAAGGAGGAAGAUCUUUCCGAUACCAUGCAGCAGUUGAGUCAAUCGUACGGUUCGGUACCGACUACACCGACUGCCCAAACACCAGGUUUGGACGAUGCCGGGCGUGUUACCCACCAAGUGGGUAACGCUCGCAAGACAUUGAACGCGCAGGAUACGGUCACAAACAAGCGGAAGAAGCUGGAGAAAAUUACGGAAAACUUACCCUUGCAGUCGGUGGCCAACGUGGCCAACUCGUUCGAGCGACAGUUGUUAGGCUUUAAGCCGUCUGCCGAACAACAGGGUAACGGAAAACAACAUUCGCUGUCGUUGCAGCAAUUCAGCAAACCACCCACCGUGACCCCAGUCAGUAGCAUGCAGGGUUCUUACCUAGCGCACAACUUCCUCACCAACGAAGGCGCCUCGAAGACGCCGGAAAAUUUUAGCCUAGAGUCGUCGCACCCGAAUGCGGCUUCCAACACGAACACACGCGCAUCGCCCAUUGGUACGGCCACGACUCUAGCGAUCACUACCCUACCGGGCACCAUGUCAGGAGGUGGUGGAGGAGCAGGAACAGGAGAUAAUGAAAGCCUCAUCAAGUCGCCUCUUCUGGAGCAUUCAUCUCAACUAGCGGCAAUGCAACAGCAGCAGCAGCAACCUUCGCCAAAGCCGCCAUCUUCGAAGCUCUACGCCACGUGUGUGAUCUGCAACAAGCAGCUCAGCAAUCAAUAUAACCUUCGCGUUCACCUGGAAACGCAUCAAAACGUACGAUACGCUUGUCAGGUGUGUUCUCACGUGUCUCGCAGCAAGGAUGCACUGCGCAAGCACGUCUCCUACCGGCACCCGGGAACACCAAGCCCCUGCGAUCCGGAAACCAAGCGGAAGCGCUCGAAAGUCAACUCAUACGGGCAAUUGCCAAAGCAGGACGUACUCACUGACCAGCAGGCCGCUGCCAUCCUGAACCAGCAGCAGCAGCAGCAACAGCAACAGACCACGAACCUUCUCGCCACCCUAACCUCCCAGGGCAGCGUUAUUCCAUCGAUUCUACAGUCGAUGGUCGCGCACCACAAGUCCGCACUGCUGUUCAACCAAACCGCCACGGCCAACGCGUUGAUUUCUUCGGCCGGCAACUCGUCGCUUCCGCCCUCCUCCAUGACGGAAUUCACGGGAGCGCCGACCAGCGAAGGCAAGCGUGACAGUGAGCUGGAGUGCGAGCCGAAGGCCGACCACGACAUCAAAACGGAGGACCAGAAGUCCGACAACAAUUCUAACAAUCUCACUACUCCGAAGAAAUCCGACAAAGACAUUUAA
Messenger RNA from Anopheles coustani, 2370 nucleotides. Its product is annotated as broad-complex core protein isoforms 1/2/3/4/5. Gene Ontology annotation, molecular function: protein binding. Gene Ontology annotation, biological process: regulation of transcription by RNA polymerase II. The transcript is spliced from 4 exons. NCBI's taxonomy places the organism in Eukaryota, Metazoa, Arthropoda, Insecta, Diptera, Culicidae. The record is from RefSeq and is a predicted model, not a curated record. Gene Ontology annotation, cellular component: nucleus. The coding region runs from base 1 to 2370 and encodes 789 amino acids.